Prinia subflava (tawny-flanked prinia) is the source of this 1417-nucleotide messenger RNA. It is a transcript of the gene IL34, whose product is annotated as interleukin 34. Gene Ontology annotation, molecular function: macrophage colony-stimulating factor receptor binding. Bases 418 to 975 code for a protein of 185 amino acids. The transcript has 7 exons. Gene Ontology annotation, biological process: positive regulation of monocyte differentiation; positive regulation of cell population proliferation; positive regulation of protein phosphorylation. The record is from RefSeq and is a predicted model, not a curated record. Lineage: Eukaryota; Metazoa; Chordata; Aves; Passeriformes; Cisticolidae.
GCCCGUUCCCCGCGCCGCCGCCCCCCGCCCGCCUCCCGGGAAGCGCGGGCACGGCCCCGCCGCCGCCGCCGCCCGCGGUGGACGCGUCCCGCGCCCGCGGCCCCGCGCGCCGCGCCAGAUUCCCUCUUGCAGUCCGGGGGUGCUCCUGCACCCCUGCAAACACAUCCCUGCCAACAGCCUGUGACGGCCUCGGGACCUGCUGCCUCCCUGCCACCAGCUGGAGAGGAGAAGCCAGCGGGGACUGCUGGGAAGGGGGACUAACCCCCCAUCCAUGGCAGGGAGCAACUGCCCGGGGCUACCGGAGAGCAGCCAGUGCCCGGAGCCUACACCUGCCCCUGGGCCCCAUACCAUCCACACCACUGCCCUGGAGGCUCCCGGUGAGCCCCAGCCAUGUAGGCACAGCCUGGGGCUCCACUGAUGGCCACCAUCAACAUGCAGCAGGGCUACGCUGCCGUCCUAUGUGUCCUGGCCAUGCUGGGGCUGGAGGCCGCGGCGCCGGGCGAAUGCGAGCUCACCCGCCUGCUCCAGGACAAGUUGCAGUACGAGAUGCGCCUGCAGUACAUGAAACACUACUUUCCCAUCAACUACACAGUCCAGGUCCAGUACGAAGAGGUGCUGAGGCCGUCCAACAUCACCCGUCUGCGCAACGGGACAGUGUCGGAGGCAGCUCUGCGGUACCUCUGGUUCCAUGUCAGCUCCCAGGCAGUGCUGCGGAUCCGUGAGGUGCUGCCAGAGAAGCACCCAUCCUGGAAAUACACCCAGGAACUCUGCCAGCUCUUCGAUGCCCUGGGCGAGGAGUAUAGCAAGUACCGGCAGACAGAUGUGGAGACAGUGGUGGCCGACCUGGUGAAGCUGAUCCACAGCGCGGGCGCUGAGAGCCGGAGCAAGGCCGUGCGCCCCAAGGCCCUGCUGGACAACUGCCUCAAGGUCAUGCGGAUGCUCUAUGGGGUGCCCUGUCGGUGGGAGUCCACCUAACCCUGUGGAAGACCCCUCAUUCGACACCUCCUUGACCUGGAGCCUCGGAUGCUGCCUCUGCUCUGCUCCUCCCAGAGCCCCAUGGGCAGAUCCCAAGGAAGGUGCAAAGGUGGGACAAUGCCACUCCUUCCAGGACCAAACACAACCCCUUCCAGAACUGUGGGACUGUUUAUGCCUGUGGAAUCUUGUCUAUCCGAAACGUCUGGCACCCUUUGCAUGGGUGUGGGGUCAGACACAGCCCCCUGUGGCAGGCAGCUGUUGGGGGCACACACAGCCCUCCUUGCCCACAGGGCAGGUGAGGGCAUCACCCUGUUUCUCUCGAUUUGUAUUUUUUCCUCAGCUUUCAUUAAACACCAGUUAAUUCUCUAGCAUUGCAGCUCAGCUUCUGACUGGGUCCUGGGAGCCUCCAGUCUUACCCGAAAUAAAGGACCAGCAAACAGAA